AUGGCCGACGAUGACGAGAAGCAGCAAGUGGACAAGCACAACUGGGGAAGCGAGGAGUUGUCGAAAGUGUCGGACACUCGCGAAGACACUGAUGACACGAAGCUGAGCGCCGACGCGCUCGGCAACUUGUUCAACUCAUCAGCACCAGCUCGGCCCAAAAUCAACAUCAAAAAGGAGGAUUUGCAGUUGGUGAUGAAGGAAUUGGAGCUUCCAGAAGGCACCGUCCGUGCCAAACUCAUCGAAACCAACGGAGAUGUUCGUGCGACAUUGAGAUCUCUUUGUGGACUUUGA
Molecule: messenger RNA, 291 nt
Organism: Caenorhabditis briggsae
Lineage: Eukaryota; Metazoa; Nematoda; Chromadorea; Rhabditida; Rhabditidae
Exons: 2
Coding region: 1-291 (96 amino acids)
Source: RefSeq, a predicted model, not a curated record